CCAUUCCCACUAUUAGCUAACCUACCGUGAUGUAAACUGCGUAAUACAGGGGAGGGGAGCGUGGGGAGCGACGAACAGAACGGAAACGGAGAGAAGAGCGGGGAAGAGUAACGUAUUUGGUGGAGAGUGUGAAACAUGGGAAAGUAUGCGUAGUAAUCAUAAUUGGUGAUAAAUCUUAUGAAAGAACAAAAUCCAGUGAUAAAAUGACGUCUUGGAGAGACAAGUAUACUGCAGCAUUCUUAAGCAAUGGAGAUGAAACCACAGCAGAAGAAUUAAAAUAUACAAUAUUUGCAACAAAGACAAUCUAUCGACCACUACCAGGUUUUGAAAGUUUCUCAGUAGACAUUCAAGAUAGGCUGACUGCAGGAGUGGAUUGUGAUGAAGUAUAUCCAAACAUUUAUAUUGGUGAUGCUGGUGCUGCAAAGAACAAACACUACCUCAAGAGGAUUGGGAUCACCUAUGUCUUGAACACAGCAGAAGGAAACAGAUUUGGAAUGGUGAAUACCAACAAAGACUACUACAAGGACACAAACAUCAAAUAUAUGGGUAUUCAGUUAUUGGAUCUGCCAGUGACUAAUAUCAGUGUGCAUUUUCAAGAAACUGCUGACUUCAUUGAAAGUGGUGUAAAAAGUGGAGGCAAGGUGCUAGUUCACUGUCUAAUGGGAAUGUCACGAUCCAGUACCUGUGUAUUAUCAUACCUGAUGAUCAAAGAAGGUUUUACUGCUACUGAAGCAUUGAGGCGGGUCCGACUUCAUCGUGAUAUUCGCCCUAAUGAUGGCUUUCUUCACCAGCUGGCAGAGUUAGACAAUAAGCUGAGACGAGAACGACGUCGUAUAUAUGGUGUCUCUGAUAUGGUGUGAAAAUUGGUCUUAAAACCCUGAUGUGUGAGCAUAGAACUAUGUUAACCAUGGAAAAAUGAAAUAUGUAAUCCACUACACAUAUCAUAAAUGCAGUGGCAUUUUACCCGCUCUUCCAUCAAUUUCACCCUAAGAUAAAACACCAAGAAACUGUAUAUAAUUAAAACUCAUUGGUCUGUCACAAAACAUAACAACAACCAUUCUAACAAUUCCUUUGACCUUUUAGGCAGACCUGUCCCUUUAAUGAAAAUCUCAUAAUGCUGUAGAUGUAUUUAAGAUUCCUGAUAUAACUAUCAAAGGUAAGUGUAUUACAUAAUGGCAACCUGUUGGUUUAUUAAUACUGCAGUGAUAAGCAUAUUUAUUCCCUUUCAUAAAACAGUUAAGUUCUGAUAACUGGUAAGAAUUGCAAUGUACAAGGAACAUAGUUCACCUAUGUGCCUAAGCAUUUUCAAUUCUAAUGCCAGUGGGCAGAAGUCAAAUUACAACCGUCCUAUAGUUUUGAGUUAAAAUAAGUACAUCUGUGAAUAAGUAUUUUAGUCGGAGAUUAGAGCACAAAAUUCUUUUAAAAAUCAAAAUAAUUUAAAUAAUCAAUACCCUGUACCUUGUACAAUAUUAAAAUUAUCAUAAAAUAUACUAAUGCUAUACUUCUGUAAAGAUGUGCCUAUAUAUGUAAUUUAUAGUAUCUCAAGAAUUGUGAAUGAUUAGCAGAAGCAGCAUUGUAGCCUCAGCAAAAGCUAUUGUACAAAUAUGAAAGACAAAUAUUCCAGUUUAUGUAAGAUUGAAAUAUGGUUAUGCUAUAAGUUAUGGAAGCACACUUCAUGAAAUUGGUUGAUGUAACAGUGAGUUUUAUCAGUUCCUUAAUAAAUACCAACUUUUAAAUAAGAAAAACUUCAUAUAUUUAUUUAUCCUUACAUACAUCAAUAAUUUCUGUAUUGUACAGCCUCAUUUACAAUAUCUACAAAUAUUACAUGCUUUAACUUUCAUACAUUGUACAUUAAUACAUUCUUUCUUGAAUAAUUAAGACUUUUCUUCUGCAAGCCUUGGUUUCAAUAUUUUUUUAAAUACAGUUUGU
Molecule: messenger RNA, 1929 nt
Organism: Cryptotermes secundus
Lineage: Eukaryota; Metazoa; Arthropoda; Insecta; Blattodea; Kalotermitidae
Product: dual specificity protein phosphatase 3
Exons: 4
Coding region: 204-860 (218 amino acids)
Biological process (GO): protein dephosphorylation; negative regulation of MAPK cascade
Cellular component (GO): cytoplasm
Molecular function (GO): protein tyrosine/serine/threonine phosphatase activity; MAP kinase phosphatase activity
Source: RefSeq, a predicted model, not a curated record